Messenger RNA from Metopolophium dirhodum (rose-grain aphid), 4881 nucleotides. RefSeq names its product hemicentin-2-like. Gene Ontology annotation, biological process: synapse organization. Bases 632 to 1630 code for a protein of 332 amino acids. Gene Ontology annotation, cellular component: neuron projection membrane. The record is from RefSeq and is a predicted model, not a curated record. NCBI's taxonomy places the organism in Eukaryota, Metazoa, Arthropoda, Insecta, Hemiptera, Aphididae. The transcript has 7 exons.
UUUAGCAGUCGCCGUCCGCCUUCGCCCGCACGAUUUUCCGCGUUCGUCCCGUAGCGCUAUCCGCCGGCAACACUCGCCGUACGGUCGUCAGGUUUACGCAAAAUAAAUAAAAAAGAAAUCCUUUAAUUUUUCUUUGUUUUUUUUUUUUAUAAUAUUUUCACUUUUCCAUAAGACGUAUAAUACUUCGACGCCGGGAGGACGCGUUACGGUCCGUCAAAUCGAUUUCGCAUAGAUUGUUUUUCCACUGCUCGUCGGUCGAGCGGUUCUCGCGUCUUCCGAUUUUCCGUUCCGACAUCCUCUCGCCGUCGGUGCGCCGUGUGACACGUGUAGUAUAGAGUGAGUGACAGUGCCGUCACAACACAACGCAACGGUAAUUACAAUAUCUCCAUAAAUAACGCGAUCGUCGUGGGUCCGUUCCCGGUCCAGCUAUCUGUACCGGCUGCACCAGUUAUCGUUCCGGGCGGAGAAAAAUCAAAAAAAAAAUAAAAUCACGCCGAUAAUCUGUAGACGUGAGUAGGAGAUUUCGUACACUGUAGCUGUUCGCUAUGCCAGUGGUCAUAAACGGUCUUAGUGGUCGUCACGCCGCGUGAAAUCAGCCUACCAAACGUGUCGACGUAAUCGCACGCGCAAGAUGAGGCCGUUCGUGGUCGGCGUGGGAUUGGCACUGCUACUGGCCAUCGGGACGUUCCGUGGCGCCAUAUGCUUGCAAAAUGGCGAUGGGAAAAAAAACUCAGUGCCGGAAACUGGUGGAAAACCCGCCGAAAAACCUUUGGCUCCUGUGCGUGGUGCCUCCACGGCGCUGCCUCCGCGGAACACGUCCAACUCGACCACCGCGGUGGCCACAACGGAAGUAUCGAACUCGACGCAAAGCAGCGCACUGGACGACACGCAACUCCAACGGACAUUACUGAAACCAAAGUUUUUGACGGAAAACUCGUCGACCGUUGUCGCACAGACGGGAGCAUCAAGCCGGAUAUCCUGUCUCGUCGCCAAUCUGGGCGACUGCGUGGUUUCCUGGAUUCGUAGACGAGACUACCGACUGCUCACCGUCGGGCUAUCCACAUACACGGAAGAUUUGCGGUUUCAAUCUCUGCACCACGUUCAGACUGGGGAUUGGACACUACAGAUAAAAUACGUUCAACUACGAGACGCCGGUUUGUACGAGUGCCAAAUAUCAUCACAUCCACCGAAAAGCAUUUUUAUCAAUUUAAAAGUUGUCGAGGCACAGGCCGAGAUAGCCGGCGCUUCCGAGAAGUAUCUGAUGCUGAACAGCCCGCUGCAUCUGGAAUGCGUCGUCCAGCAGAGCCCCGUGGACCCGGUAUACAUAUUCUGGUACCACGACAGCCGAAUGAUCAACUACGACAUCGACCGAGGUGUGAACGUCACGUCCGACUUACCGAACAAGCACAGCGCAUUGUACAUCGAACGCGCUUCCCGCGCCCAUUCCGGCAACUACACGUGUGCACCGAGCAAUGCGUUCCCUGCCAACACGGUCAUACACAUUCUCAACGGUGAGAACCCAGCGGCCAUGCAACACGGACACGGACGAAGUCUGAACAUGCUCAGCUGUCCGUCCAUAUGGAUACUCAUACCGUCCUUAGUCAUGUUCGUCAACUUCAAUACAAAUUGAGAGCACAAUAUUAUUGGUGUGCGACUGUGAGCGCGCGCGAAACGGAAACAAUAUUAGCUACAACGAUAACAGAUUACGAAUGAAAAAAAAAAUGAAUCGUGUAAAUACAUUUUUGAUUACGGAUAUUAUUAUAGCUUUUAAUCAUUUCUAAGACACCGUUUAUAAUAAUAUUAUUAAAUAUUACGUCAUUGCACACUACGCCAUGGUGUUUUUUAAUCUCAUUAAUAAUAAUAUGUCUGUCGAUACCUACAUAAUAAUAUUAUACCAGUCAAAUGAUUUAUUAAUCGAUAAUAAUAAAAAUAUUAUUAUCAUAUAAUAUUAAAAUAUUAUGUAAUCAGUUAUAUAUUUUAACCGUGUUAGUUUUUAUUAUGUUUUAAAUGUGUAUACGAUUCGCAUAUAGACAAAAUAUGUAUAUAUUGGUGAUAUUUAUUUGAUAUUUUCCAUAUUAUAUAAACCCGUACAUCAAGGAUUUCGGCUUGUAAAUUGUAGUUUUGAAAAUAUAAUAAUGUAGAAGUGAGGAAAUGUUUGUUUGACAUAUUUUAUUCUCGUUAAAGACAUUAAAUGAAUAACAACUAAAGACAUUUUAAUCAUGUGUAUAAUAUUAUGUGUUGUAUGAUUUAAAAUUAAGAACAAUCUUACGUUUAUGUAUUAUAUUAUUAUUAUGAAUUAUUUAUAACACUAAUUUAGUCAUUAAUAUGUCCAACUCCCUAAAAACUGUUUUAUUUUGUGUAAAUAUAUAUUUAUAAAGUAGGUGUUACGGAUGAAUAAUUUUUUCCAAUGUCCGAAACCUGUUUAUUUCAUCGAAUUUUUCAACAAACGACUUACCUAAUCUGGAUUGAAUUUUUAUAAUAUAAAUACAUGGUAAUACUUUUUUGUUAACAUCUUACUGCUAAAAUAUACCUGCAUAUUAUGUAUGAACACAAAUAGUCGUGGUAAAGCCGAAAUGUCUUAGAAAUGUGUGUCGUAGUAACUAUACAUUUUAAGUCGAUUAAUUGAUAUUAUCACGGUUGAACGAGUCACCAAAGUACAUGUUUCAUUGACCAUAAUUCAAAGUUCUCAAAACUUUACUAUUCACUGAAAUAUUAAAAUUAGUAAAUAGUAACCUCUGAUGAAAUAAAACAAUACACUUCAUUGAACUAUUUGUGAAACAUUAAAGGGAAAUGCAAAAAUGUCUCAAAUUUUCGGGCUUUUGAGAAUUCUUUCGGAUAUUAGUUUUCGUACAUAAAGGAAAUGCACGUGAAUACAUUAUUUUACUCUUUAAACAAUGUGUUCGUAUGUUUAUUCUGAAAGGAGCAAAUAAGCUUUUGGUUUUACGUCGUCAUUUUUUCUCUUUUUUUUACAAAUAUUUUUAGAGCAGUAAACUUUUUCAAAUUCUCUCAUGUAGAAUAUACAGUUCAUUGGAAUCUGAAUGUAGUUUGUGCUUUGAAAACUACAAAAUUGCUAAAAACAAAUUGUUUUUUUUUUUUUUUAAUAACCAAUAAAACAAACAUAGUGAGUCUAAUUUUCAGCAUUUAUGGUUAUAUAUAAAUUCCAAAACUAUAAAUACUAUUCAGAAAUUAACCAAACGUAUUGACAACAAUUUUAAUAUAAUAUACUAUUACACAAAUGAUUUUUUUAUAACCUGUAAAAUUUUUUCUGAUUCUUCUAAAAGUAAACUCUCAAGUAUUAACGUCUUAGGAAAAAUAAUGUUUACAUUACUUAAAAUUAAAGCCUUGUUUGGACAAACGUAUAGUAUUACCCGUAAAUAUAUAAAAUUGUUUUUUUUUUUUUUUUUGGAGGGGGGGCAUUUAACUUUAACAAAAACAAAUAGGUGCACCAACCGUACGUAAUAUGUAAAUAUGGUUUUAAUGGAUUUUAUGAGAUUACCAAGUACUAACAAACACAUAGUCAUUUUUAUCUAAUAUUAAGACUGACAAGUAUAACUAUAUUUAUUUUACUUUAUACAUUUAAUGUACAAAAAACAUAUUAAUAGGUACCUGGUACCUAUAUAUUAUAAAGUUUUAUUUCCCAAGUAUUUAUUCACUAUAUUGACGUUUCUUUCAUUCUUUGUUUAUACAAAUCGAAAUUAGAAAUAGUAGUUCAUUCGUUUUAAGUAUUUAAAGUUGUUACGAGUAAGUAAUGAGGGACAUUGAGUAUUUUCACACAGGUUUUCAUUGCCUGUUCGUAGGAACUUUAAAUACUUCAUUCAUCGUAAAUUAAAUACAUUUAUCAUUUCUUAACAUCUCGUUUAAAAAUCAAUUUAUAUUUAUUUUAAUUCCCAGAAAAAUUUGAAACAAUGUGAAAUUAAAAUUGGAUACAGUCAUUCAACAAAUUAUAGUAAAAUGACAUGGUUUAAAAUAGAACUAUUUAAAAAAAGUUAAAUCCUACAUAAAGUUGUGGAAUAAAAAUAUUUCCUAAAACGUUUAUACUUUGAGAGAAAAUGAAACUUUAACUCUAAAACAUUGGAUGUAAUAUAAUAUACAGGUUUUUUUUUUAAAUACCUAACUAAAUAAGCAAUUGUUGAUGAUUCAAUUGUUUCUAAAAUUGAAAGCUAUUGAUUAAAUUAAUAGAGUCUUAAAAUAUAUAACUCAUCGUUUUAAUAAAAGUACUUAACUGUAAUUUAUAAACAUUUUGAACCACGUUUGAGCAUGCAAUAGCAUCGAUUUAUUCAUACAGUUAGUAAGCAGCUUACAAGAUCGGGCGAUUCCACUGUACCCACCAAUUACGUUUUUUUUUUGAAAUUAUAUUAAUGUCUAAUGUUUUAUAUACCAAUAGCUAUACAUAAACUGUAUACAUUCUCAAUAAAGGAAAAUGUACUGUUAUCUGCACAGAUUAUUAUUUAUUUGAUUAAUCAAUGUUAUAAUAAUGGUAUUAAAAAAAAAAAAAUGUAUCACGUUUGUAAGCUAAAAUUAAUUUAAUAGUAUUUUAUUGAAAUGUAUUUAAAUAUAGUGUUAAGAUUAUUAUAUGCGUGUAUAAUAUAAAUAUAUAAUAAUAUAGUAGCACCUAUCUUCCAUAUAAAACAAUAAAAUAUUAACUAAACUUAGAUAAGAUUACCUAUGUAUAAUACUUCCAUGUCAUUAAGUUGUAGAAAAUGUUUAUUAUUUAUAUAUUUUUAGCAUGUCAAAACAUUUUUCACUAUUCUUUUUACGUUUAAUAACUCGAUAUAAAAUUAUAUAAUAUUUAAUCAAAUGUAUAUCCUUAUUUAAAUACACAUGCAGUUACCUAUAAAUAUAUGUAUUAUUAAUGUAUAGAUAAAUAAUGGAUAUGUAUGU